Pan troglodytes (chimpanzee) is the source of this 3900-nucleotide messenger RNA. RefSeq names its product RAB36, member RAS oncogene family (gene RAB36). Gene Ontology annotation, molecular function: GTPase activity; GTP binding. The transcript is spliced from 11 exons. Bases 116 to 1117 code for a protein of 333 amino acids. Lineage: Eukaryota; Metazoa; Chordata; Mammalia; Primates; Hominidae. The record is from RefSeq and is a predicted model, not a curated record.
ACCGCCCACCCAUUCAGCACCGCCCUUGUUGUCAUGGUGAUCUCCGGCUCUCCAGGGUGUCCAGGAGUCUCUCUGCUGCCAGCCCCGCCCAGACUCCAGGCAGGUUCUCGUUGCUAUGGUGAUCGCCGGUGCAAGCUGGAUGCUUGGACGCGCCGCUGCCAGUCCAACGCAGACCCCGCCCACGACGUCGACGAUUCGUGUAGCCCGCAGGUCCCGCGUGGCUCUCGUUGCCAUGGUGAUCGCCGCCUCUGGCUCAGGCGGACCAGGCCGCGCGGAGCCCCAGCUUUCACAGCCAUCGCUGGACUGUGGAAGAAUGAGGUCCUCCCUGACACCUUUGGGGCCCCCUGUGAGCCGCGACCGUGUCAUCGCCAGCUUCCCUAAGUGGUACACGCCGGAAGCCUGUUUGCAGCUCAGGGAGCACUUCCACAGGCAGGUCAGCGCUGCCUGCCAACGCAGGAACACGGGGACUGUCGGGCUCAAACUCUCCAAGGUGGUGGUGGUUGGCGAUCUCUACGUGGGGAAGACCAGCCUCAUCCACAGGUUUUGCAAGAAUGUUUUUGAUCGAGACUACAAGGCCACCAUUGGGGUGGACUUUGAAAUUGAGCGCUUUGAGAUUGCUGGGAUUCCCUAUAGCCUCCAGAUCUGGGACACAGCUGGGCAGGAGAAGUUCAAGUGCAUCGCAUCUGCCUACUACCGGGGCGCCCAGGUGAUCAUCACGGCCUUUGACCUCACUGACGUGCAGACCCUGGAGCAUACCAGGCAGUGGUUGGAGGAUGCUCUGAGGGAGAACGAGGCAGGCUCCUGCUUCAUCUUCCUCGUGGGAACCAAGAAGGACCUUCUGUCAGGGGCCGCGUGUGAGCAGGCCGAAGCAGACGCUGUGCACCUGGCCAGGGAGAUGCAGGCCGAGUACUGGUCGGUGUCGGCCAAGACUGGCGAGAACGUGAAGGCAUUCUUCAGCCGCGUAGCCGCCCUGGCAUUCGAGCAGUCGGUGCUGCAGGACCUGGAGAGGCAGAGCAGUGCCCGGCUCCAGGUCGGCGAUGGAGACCUAAUCCAAAUGGAAGGGAGUCCGCCUGAGACCCAGGAGAGCAAGAGGCCCUCCAGCCUGGGCUGCUGCUAACUGGGGCCUGCGUGGAAGGCCUCUGCUCCCUGCACACACACGGACAGGAAUUUCCGUGACUGUGGUGCAGAGACUGGAGCCCAAGCUCUGCAGCAUGUUGCCCUCAAGCUGUAGGCCCAUGUUCCAGUCCCUCCACCCACCCACCGGGCUCAGCUCCAGGGCACAGUCACUUCUCCGUUGCAGGUUGGGCGCUAGAAAAGGCCCCCACUGGCUGCCUGGGAGCCCCACACCACCGGGCCAGUGCAGGCACUGUGGUGAUCCCAUAAAAGGCCAGUCCAUUUGCAGGGUCAUCAGACAGUCACCUUUGGCCUCAAGAGGCCUCAGAACUGCAAACUCCUGCGUCGGUCUAUAACACUCGGCCAUGGCCCACAUCAGCAGUCAACCCUGCACUCUUUCCCAGCGAUCUUGGAUGUGUCCCCAGGAUCCGUCACAGUGUUCCAGGCAACCUGGACUUGUCAAAGUCAGCACCUGAAGGAGAGGCCACCUGCCAUUCCCCCUGGGAGUUUUCUGUUGUCAGCAGGACUUAUGGUUCUGGGUCUCAGAGCUUCAGGCCUCACUGUCCUUCUGCCACGGAUGCUCAAGGUUCCUGGGCAGACCAGCACCUCUGGAGGACAAUGGACAAAAUGUCUCUUAGACCUGUUCUGGCUGAAGGGUUAUCUCUGGCACCUCUGAGAUCCCUAGGUCCUGCCCUCCUGGUCCGUGGGCCAGGAUGUGCAGAACAACCACUCAGGCCUUUCUGGCCCACCUGGACAGUGCAUUUACCUGUGUGCUGCGGGAGGCAGACUGCACAGCUGUCCUAGGGUAACUCACUCUGCAGCCCUUGAACAUGGCACUGCCCUCCUCUGGCACUCAUGCUGGGCCUGUGCCCACUGCUGCCUCUUCAUCCCUCUCUCAUUGGCCUAUACAUCUCUUAGGACCUUUGUAAUGGUGUCCAUGCACCUUUAGAGGACUUCAGAGGCCCUGCCAAGUCUAGCAUGUUCCUGUCUCCAACACCGCCUCCUGCACAUGCAGAGCAGACAGAAAUACCCCACACAUUCCCCAGCCUCUCUGCCCAGUAUGCUCAUCCACAGGGUUUUCUCACUGCUAUGAACCAGCCCCACAGCCCCAGGCUCCUGUCACCUGGCUAUGCCCACUCAUCCCACCCAUCUCGUGCUGUUGCUUCCCGUAGAUGGCGAGCACCUUGCAGGCAGCCUUCUGAUCAGUACUGUUCUCCUAGGGCCUGGCACACUGCAGCUGCCCUGUAAAUGUUCAGCUCAGCAAUUGCCAAAUACCAGUUAGGGAAGAACACUGGCAUCUUUUUCUAUUCAUUCCCCCUUCAACAUAUUUUUUGUACUUUUUUAUAUAAAUGACUUUUUUUUUUUUUGAGAUGGAGUUUCACCCUUGUUGCCCAGGCUGGAGUGCAAUGGCGUAAUCUCGGCUCACUGCAACCUCUGCCUCCCAGGUUGAAGCGAUUCUCCUGCCUCAGCCUCCCAAGUAGCUGGGAUUACAGGCAUGCACCACCAUGCCUGGCUAAUUUUGUAUUUUUAGUAGAGAUGGGGUUUCUCCAUGUUGGUCAGGCUGCUCUCGGACUCCUGAUCUCAGGUGACCUGCCCACCUCGGCCUCCCAAAGUGCUGGGAUUACAAGGGUGAGCCACCAUGCCCGGCCGUAAAUGAUUUUAUUCAUUUUUAUGUUUUCUUUUGGGCGGCGGGAUGGAGUCUCUGUCACCCAGGCUGGAGUGCAAUGGCACGAUCUUGGCUCACUGCAAGCUUCCCCUUCCGGGUUCAUACCAUUCUCCUGCCUCAGCCUCCCGAGUAGCUGGGACUACAGGCACGUGUGACCAUGCCGGGCUAAUUUUUUAUAUUUUUAGUAGAGAGAGGUUUCACCGUGUUAGCCAGGAUGGUCUCGAUGAUCUGACCUCGUGAUCUGCCCGCCUCAGCCUCCCAAAGUGCUGGGAUUACAGGCCUGAGCCACCGCAUCCGGCCUCCAUAAAUGACUUUUAAAGGGGUUGUAUGUUUAGUGUGAACAAAGACAGUACAAAGCAUAUAAAAUACAAGGUGAAAGCCCCCCCCCCCCCACAUUAGCUGCGCCCCUGAAGUGUCUCCAGCAGAAGAGACGGAUGAAUGGAAGGACACACAGAUGGACAGAGAGCAGGAAAGACUGUUAGCUCUGCUAACAGUCAGUACUGUUCCUUCUGGACUCUGCACCUUUGCCUGCACAGCCAGUGUUGAUGGCUUGGUUGUUGUUUUCACCAGAGUGAGCUCCUUCUGGACAUACUGCCUGGCAGCCUGCCUUCCUAGGGAGCUGGCGCCAAGCCCUCUCCCUGAUGGCACACAAGGAGCCUCCUUCCUGUAGCAGCGCCCAGUUUUCCUUCAUGUGGAUGGAUUGUAGUUCAUUUGACCCUCCCCAUCUGCGGGCCAUCCGGCUUGUCCAGCUUUUAGCUCUUGCCAAUGGUGCUGCAGUGGCCAUUCUUGUAGUUAUAGCUUUGCGUACUCAGGAAGGCCCUUCUCCCGACUGUGGCCCCCAGCCUGGUCCACUAAGUGCAGCCUGUGGUCGGGCAGACAGCAUUGGGGUCCAUUAGGAAGACCAGGUUUGCUGGGCAUAAGCUUCACAGGACAGGAGAACCUGCCCAUGGUGGACUGUCGUUCUCCACAGCUCCCUUCCCUUUGCCCCUUCGGGCCUCCAGGAUAUGUUUGCGGGGGUGGGUGUGGUGUCCAGCUGUUACCAGCUUCUGAGCUAGAGCUGUACUGCCUCACAUACACCCCCACCUCUGUAAAUGGUCCUUGAUUAAAUCGUCCUCAUAUUA